AUGCCUGUUUCGGUUCCAUUCUUUACGAACCGUCAGCUAUCAAUCGCACUGACAGAACCAGUGGUCAUCUUACGGGGAAAUCCCAGAGAUCCUGUUACAAACAUCCUUCGAGGAGAAGUUGAAUUGGUUCUGACAAAGCCAAUGUCAGCUUCAUCAAUCACAAUCCAAUUUGUUGGUCAAUCAAGAAUGCUGUGGCCUGAAGGCAUAGGCUCACGGGGAAUGAAACUAAUGCACGAAAAGAAAAUCCAUGAGCAAGAACUGGUGUUAAUGUCUGCUCAAGAUGAUCAGAUCAAACAAAUUCUCGGAAUCGGCUUACACCGUUGGCCAUUUGAGUUUUUACUCCCGAACAACCUGGCCGACACAAUUGAAGACGAGAUGGCCAAGACGAACUACAGUCUCCAGGUGAUGGUCAACAGGCCAAACGGACAGAGCAAGCUUCGUUGUAGACGCAAUGUUCUAGUACUCAGUACAAUGUCUUCCUCAGACGCAUCACUCGAGUCUCACUCGCUACCCAGCCCUUCCAUAACAACAUCCCGACAUAUGGACCUGUGCGACGUCGCAUUAUGUGUCGAGACAUCGAUUGCCUCGUCAGGCACUCUUUUUCCGAUCACGCUUACCGUCAAUCCCAACACAAAGCAAGUUCACCUCGAGUCCUUUUCGGUUAUUCUCAACGAGCGCCGAGUCUAUCGACUACCAGAGUAUGAUGUGCGAAGAUCCGAAGAGAACGACUUCAAGGUCAAACUGAGCACGGCCACUAGUAUGAUUGACCCUAGUCUGGCCAUUGAGGAUGUGUCAAUGACUCAGCUCAGACGGGUGGUCUCCACAAAAAAUGCCCACAUUAAGAUCGGUGCCAAUUCAUUCCAAUAUCGGUUCAUGUUUACGUUACCCAACUGCGUCGAAGUAAAUCACAGCACAAAUUUUCACGAGAUUCUGAUUCGCCACCGGCUAAGAAUCCAAAUCGAGCUCACGAAUGGAGAUGAAGAGCGCAGAGAAGUCUAUUUUGAAGUUCCUAUUACGAUUCUUGACUGCAGACUCAAAGAAGACUACUCGAUUCUGCCGACAUAUGAAGAAGCGCUGCUGAACCCAGCAUUUGAUGAAGAAGGCGAGAAGCCGGGUGGAUUCUUUGUUUGUCCAUGUUAUCUGGCCUACCAGAAGAAACGGCGAGUGAACGCCAAACAAGAGUGGAUUGCAUUCCGCAACAGCUCACACAAACAAAAUCACGCACAGCCUCCGCCUGCGUAUGAUGAGCAUACACAAGACUAAGCAGGAUAAACGAAGAAGCGUAGACAAACACGCAAACACAUACACAAACAUGUAUAUAUACAUAUAAUUACUUAUGCUCUUCUUGAUGCAACCUUGUUUGUAGCCAAGCAACCCAACCCAUAUACUCUCUGCAUUACAUUACACUACAUUACAUUACACUAUAAUACACUACACUACACUAUACUAUACUACAUUACAAUACAAUACAAUACACUACACUAUACUACACUACAUUACAACAUCAUUCAAUCUCUCACUCCUCUAUGUAAUUCUUAUUUAUUAUUACUCUUCUUAAUAGCUGUUAAUCACUUCACUCUUUUGUAAAUAAAAAUAUUAUUUUUUUUCGAAAUACAUUUCAAAUUGGAGCAUGUAUGUUAUGGUUUUAUCAUACGACGAAAAAUAAAUCAUUAAAAUAAAUAAAUCAACAUCCGUAAAACACCGAUGAAAUAAAUCAAUAUUC
Molecule: messenger RNA, 1723 nt
Organism: Phycomyces blakesleeanus NRRL 1555(-)
Lineage: Eukaryota; Fungi; Mucoromycota; Mucoromycetes; Mucorales; Phycomycetaceae
Exons: 2
Coding region: 1-1263 (420 amino acids)
Biological process (GO): ubiquitin-dependent endocytosis
Cellular component (GO): plasma membrane; cytoplasm; cytosol
Molecular function (GO): protein-macromolecule adaptor activity; ubiquitin protein ligase binding
Source: RefSeq, a predicted model, not a curated record